AUGCUGACUGUGGUGGUUGAAGUGGAGCCGGAGAGGGAAUCAGGCCCCAAGGAGACCCACAGCCCUAAAAUCCUUCUGGAGGGGCCCAAGAGCCUUCGACUGCUUCAGCCCGAGACCCUGGAGACUCAGGAACAAUGCUUCACCUUUGACAGAGUCCUGGGCCCUGCUGCUGCACAGGAGGCAGAACAGGAGCUGCUGGCACGCGUCCAAUCCACACUGGCUUCUGUGGGCCAAGGGUACAGUGUAGCUCUGCUGCUCCAGGGCAGGGAGACAGAGGCACCUCGAUUUGUGCCCCAGUUGCUGCAGGUGCUGUUUGAGGAAGCUCUGUCCCUCCACCAUUCUGAUCAUGUGCUUAGUACUCUCAGCCUGGUGCAGAUCAGUUCCAGUGGAAGGAUCCAGGACCUGCUUUCUCCAGGAGUGGAGGACCUGUCAGUGCUGGAUGUGGCUCCUCUGGGCUUGGUGGUGGAACAUGCCAGUGAAGUGGAGGUGUCUGAUGGGAGAGCUGCCUCAGAGCUGUACUUGCAGGCGGCAGGGGCUGAAGGCAGAGAUUGCCCCUUGCUGCAGGUAUUAGCUGGUGAGGCUGUUGGUGAGAAGGUGGAGGGCUCUUUGCCCUGGAUUGUCUCAUGGCUCCUGGAAGGAAACAACUACAGUGGACUGCUUAUUCGCCUGGACCCCCAAGGCAGCUGCCUGCGUUUGCUCCAGGCUGCUCUGAUAGGGGCAUCAGGGAGGAGGAUGCAGAUGAAAGAGGUGAGACCCACUUGGUGGGAUUCAGUAGCAGAGGCCCGGGCCCGACGGGCUAACCUGAAGACCCUGCGUUUAAACCUCUUUGGGGACACCUUGACGGACAGUGGGCUUAGCCAGCUAGGCAGGGCACUGCGCGAGCUACAGGUGAUAAAAGCAUGGAGCCAGUGCCCAAGAAGACAGACACCCAAAGGGGCCAGAGCUGAGGCUGUAGGGUUCUCAGAACCACAGGUAUAUGAGCCACCGAAGUAUUGUAAGCAAGGAAGACAGCAUUAUUAACACUUGUCAGUGGCAGAAAGAACAUCAUCUCUAGGACCUGGUCUCCACCAAAAGCAUCCUCUCAGGGAUGCUGAGCAGCAGUUAAUACCUGCCCCAAAUGUGACUCUGCAGUUGCUCCUGGCUCAAGCUCGGAGGCAGAGAUUGAGAGAGCAGCACCAAAUUUGGAUCCAAGAGGAGCUAAAGCAUUUGAAACAGGAGGAGGUGGCAGGUGAACACGUCAAAGACCUGGUGACUGAAGAGGAGACCUGUGAGGAGAGGCAGAGAUGGCACCAGGAGCUGAGAGUACUGAGACUUCAGGUGGAGGCCCUGCAGGCAGAACGGGACAUCGCAGAGGAAGACUUGGCAGCCUUCUAUGACCUGUAUGUGCAGGCCACCAGAGCACAGACAUGCCACAUAUUGCAGGUAUUUCGAGCCUGGCAGAGGCUGAGGGAGGAGCACGCCAUGACCACAGAGCACCAUCACCGCAGCCUGCUGGCUGGUGUCCUGCAAGACACCAUUGACCUGGCCUCACAAAACCAGGAGCUCCAAGUUCAGAACCAGCAGCUUCAGCAGGGUGCAGUCUAGGAACUACUCAAGUGAGGCUCAAUCUGAACAGCUGUGGUGUUUUCUUCAAAGAUUUUUCUCAAAGUUCUAGAUCUUU
Sciurus carolinensis (gray squirrel) is the source of this 1660-nucleotide messenger RNA. RefSeq lists its product as uncharacterized. The record is from RefSeq and is a predicted model, not a curated record. The transcript has 16 exons. Lineage: Eukaryota; Metazoa; Chordata; Mammalia; Rodentia; Sciuridae.